AUGGUCGAAGAUGCUGCCGAUCUUCUCGAUCCAUUUUCUUCCGCGGAAAACGCUGCCGACCUUGUGCUCGAGCAGGUCUUGCAGGAGGGUGGCAAACUCCUGUAUGAGAGUUACAUCGCCCGGAAAUCCUUCGCAUUCGCGGCUGCAGCUGCCUGCGAGGUUCUCGUCGGUGAGAUGAAGAUGCAAUUCGUCAGCUAUGAUAGGGGCGAGGGCCAGCAGCUGGUGAAACACCUGGUCUCAUGCCGACCAGCCACUGGCAGCAAAGCUGAUAUUCGCCGUCAUGCAGAGGACGAUGUCUCGGGUGCUCGAGGCGCUGUCGAAGCCGUGCCACGUCCAGGGUCUGCACCGGCAAGCACCAACGGGAGGCUCGAGUCGGCUGCGACAGCCACGCAGAUGGCCAAUAUUCCACAAACUGCCGCAGAUAAGACCGGUGAUAGUCCUGGAAUCUCCGAAGAGGCUCUGCGAGAUGGAUGGUGCCUCGAGUCCGAGCCUUCCAGGUGUCGGAUUGACACUUGGGCCAGGGCUUGCGUGCCAGUGCGUAAAAGCCGGCAAAAGAUGGUCGGCCACAACGAUUCAUCCCGCAAGGGCCAUGCAUCGAAUGGAUCUGUUUCAGUUCCCAGCAGUCGAUCACCAUCCCGCUUCGGUGCCCACACGGUAAUGGAGGGAGCCGAGGGGCUGAAGCAAGCAGCAAGGAACCAGAUGAUUCCACUAAUCGAUGAGCGCGAGGAGGACGCGGAGGAGAUGAUGCUGAGGGACCUCAAAGAGAGAGAGGCUCGAAAGCAUCGGGAGGAACAUGUCCGCGCAGAGCGAAAGGCUGCUGAAGAAGAGGCGGCCAAGCUCGUGCAGGUGAAGGAUGACAAGAAGAGGCAGUUUACCUACGACUCCGAAGGGAACAUGAUCGCAGUCCAGCCUCCGCAGCUGAAUCGGUUGCCAAACCCAUGUCCUGCCAUGACGUUCGUUUGCAAGGAGGAGGAGCACUCCCAAGAAACUCGGCAGCCUGAGGAGAAGAGAGCACAUCGUGCCCGUGACAGAAGCACAAAGGGCAAAAGGAGAGAUUCCUCUGAGUUCAAAGAUGGCUUCAAGAAGUUCCUGUCGCAGCAGCCAUCCAUGAUGGAGGCAAUGGUGAUGUCACCUGGCGUGGAACUCGAAGAGAGAAACAAGACCAAGCGUGGGGAGAAGAUAAAGAUUGAUCCGGGAACCAUGUCCCGGAAAGAAUACGAGGAAGGCAUCCAAAGAGUACCACCCAGCAAGACAGGUGCCAUGCCUGACAAAACCCCGCCCACACAGCCAUCAACAGUGCAAGAGUCGAAUUCUGCCUCCGGUGCUGCUGCACUUCCUGUCGCGCAGGCUGCUGAUGCACCGAGUCCUGAUGCUGCCAAAAAUGCGCGGUCUGAAGGUGGAUCCGAUUUGGUGAAGGCGCCAACUGCCCCGAAGGCACCGCCACCACGACCCCUGGAGCCUUCGGCUCCGUCAAUCAGGAAACGUGUUCAGCCGAAGCGAGAUGCUUUGGGAUACUCUCUAAGUGCCCGAGAACGGCUCCGCAUCAACGCUGGCUCGCGCUUCCCCCACUGCCCGCCACAGCCACCACUUGGCGCCACGAUGGGGCACGGACUCCUUCCGCAGUCGAGCAAAGAUCAGGAGUUUUACUUCCCGGGCGCGACAAGCAUUCUGGGGGAGGAGGAGCUUCGUACUCCGAGGGAGCAGUUCCAAGGCCAGAUCGUCAGCAAGAAUGCGCAGCUCAAACGACGACUGUUUGAGGGUAGGUAG
This is a messenger RNA of Symbiodinium sp. CCMP2592, 1767 nucleotides long. Lineage: Eukaryota; Dinophyceae; Suessiales; Symbiodiniaceae. The record is from the annotation of a GenBank genome assembly.